AUGCGGCCCCUAAUUCACCUCCACUUUCCGCGCCCCAUCUCUUACCGUACCGCCCAAACCCUUCAGGAAACCCUCGUCUCCCGCUUCCUCGCCUCAAAGCCGCCAUCCUCCCUCCCUGCUCCACCACCGCACAUCAUCACCGCGGAGUUCAACCCGGUCUACACGUGCGGCCGCCGAGAGAUUGGCACCGUGUCCGCAGAGCAGCAGGAAUAUCUGCAGCACCAUGGGCAAGCUGAAUUCGUCGAGGCGCUGCGAGGAGGACAAACGACCUUCCACGGGCCGGGCCAGCUAGUCGCGUAUCCCGUCAUUGAUCUGCGCACACAUAAACUCACGCCUAGAGACUAUGUGUGUCUCUUAGAGAAGAGCCUGAUUGCGACGUGUGCGAGUUAUAAUAUCAAGGCUAUGACGACGGAGCAUACAGGCGUGUGGACGACGCCAGACGAUAAGAUCGCUGCUCUAGGUGUACAUAUGCGCAGAAAUAUUACUAGUCAUGGGGUAGGACUGAAUGUAAACACAGAUUUAUGGUGGUUUGGGCGCAUUGUGGCGUGUGGGCUUCAGGGGAAGAGGACUACGAGCUUUGAACGGGAGGGUGUUGAGGACAUUGAGGUUAAGAAUGUAGGGAAGACAUUUGUGGGUGAGGUUGGAGAGAGAUUGGGGCUCGAUGCGAUCGAGGAGAAGGACGCGGAGGAAUAUAUGCGGAAGCUAGAAGAAACAAAAUAA
Messenger RNA from Didymosphaeria variabile, 720 nucleotides. RefSeq lists its product as uncharacterized. Lineage: Eukaryota; Fungi; Ascomycota; Dothideomycetes; Pleosporales; Didymosphaeriaceae. Gene Ontology annotation, molecular function: lipoyl(octanoyl) transferase activity. The record is from RefSeq and is a predicted model, not a curated record. The transcript has a single exon. Gene Ontology annotation, cellular component: mitochondrion. Gene Ontology annotation, biological process: protein lipoylation. Bases 1 to 720 code for a protein of 239 amino acids.